Molecule: messenger RNA, 1380 nt
Organism: Salarias fasciatus (jewelled blenny)
Lineage: Eukaryota; Metazoa; Chordata; Actinopteri; Blenniiformes; Blenniidae
Gene: gsx1
Product: GS homeobox 1
Exons: 2
Coding region: 138-869 (243 amino acids)
Biological process (GO): regulation of DNA-templated transcription
Cellular component (GO): nucleus
Molecular function (GO): DNA-binding transcription factor activity, RNA polymerase II-specific; sequence-specific double-stranded DNA binding
Source: RefSeq, a predicted model, not a curated record
AACCGAGUCCGCCGCGGCUAUUUAAGGGGAGGCUGUGCGCCUUCAGCACCACUUCGCUGUCCACCGUCCAGAGGAGAGCACGCACCGACCGCGCAUCGGCUCCGACUCCACACAAGCUGAGCAACAAGCCUGCAACCAUGCCGAGGUCUUUUCUCGUGGAUUCCUUGAUUCUAAGGGAGACGAAUGACAAGGGGAACGAGAACAACCCACCUUUAUUCCCGUACGCCGUGCACUCGCCGCACCACGCGCACGGGCUCCCGGGCUCCUGCCACUCCAGGAAAGCCGGGCUGCUGUGCUUCUGCCCGCUGUGCAUGACCGCCUCCCAGCUCCAUCCGUCCCCGCCGACGCUGCCGCUCCUGAAGGCGUCCUUUCCCCCCUUCAGCUCGCAGUACUGCCACUCAGCUCUGUCCAGGCAGCACUCUUCAUCCAACAGCGUCAACCUCAGCCACGGACCCGGGAUAUACCAGGCUGCGUACACAGUGCCAGACCCGCGGCAGUUCCACUGCAUCUCCAUCGAAAACAGCAACGGCAAACUUCAGAGCAGCAAGCGCAUGCGCACCGCCUUCACCAGCACACAACUUUUGGAGCUGGAGAGAGAGUUCACCUCCAACAUGUACCUCUCCAGACUGAGGCGCAUCGAGAUCGCCACGUACCUGAACUUGUCUGAGAAGCAGGUGAAAAUCUGGUUCCAGAACCGCAGAGUGAAGCACAAAAAGGAGGGAAAGAGCAGCAGCCAGAGGACUGGAUCACACAGCUGCAAGUGCUCGUCCCUGUCAACCGCAAGAUGCUCGGAGGAAGAGGACGACGACAUUCCCAUAUCUCCAUCCUCAUCCGAAAAGGAGGAUGUGGACCUGUCCGUCUCUCCAUGAACUCCCCUCUUGACUCCAUCUGAAAAAUUUUGCUCCUGAUUGAUUUUGAAUACAGCCAAAAAGGAAAAAAAAAAAAAACCCUGACUGUACCAUCCAUGUUCAGUCGUCUGUAUAUAAACAGAGAAUAUUUAAUCAGGGAAUUGCCCUGAAUUAUUGUAUAGCUGUAUACAUGUUGUACGUUUUGUAUGUAGUUUUUUUCUGAAAACAGUCCAUUGUUGUUGCCAAUCCGAUGAAUACGGUAGGCAUAUUUGUAAAGAACAACCCCAAAAGCAAGAGCACCAUUUUUUUUUCCUUUAGUAUUUUGGGGUAGACAGUAUUUUGUACUACACUGGGUGAAUACUGGUUAGAUUCAUUCUAUGUGGAUGGAACUGUGAUUUAAGACAUGGAAAGUUGGAGAGAAAUUAAUAACCCCUCCGUCACAUGGCUGAGACCACUCUGAAAUUAUAUCUUCAGUGUAAUUGAAAAGUAUUUAUUUAUUUAAAAAUGUUGAUACUUAAAUAAAAAUAUUUCU